CUCUGUAUUUCAUUUAUAAAUUUCAAGUAAUUUUAACCCAAUUUGCAUAGUUAGCAGGUCUUAGAACUGGAGUUUGUAGUUGCUUUGCUUUAAUUCUAGUGCUCGAGCCAUGAUAUUGCCGCAACUCGAAGAGAACUCGCAGCAGCAAAAUAAUGAAACGCAGUAUACGCUAGCGGAUAAUUAUAAUAUAAGCACACCGUGCUGUCAAAAUAGCGAGAUGGACAAUGGCAAUGCAUACUUCGAUCACAAUCAGCAAGCAAACUAUGAGGGCAACUUUAAUAAUUUCAGCAGCGCUGCAGCAGCCAGCAGCAGUUGCUAUAGCUCUGCAUCAGCUGAGACCUUAAAGCCCAAUAACAGUUAUACGAUUAAUCAAGGCAUAGCACAAAGCCAAAGCUACGCUGAUGACUCCAGUGCAGAUCUAAACUACUUAGCUCAACAGCAAUAUAGCGCAUACGCACCAUCGGCUGCAGCAAUGACAAUGCCCAAUUAUGAGUUGCAGCGCCAAACUGCUGGUUUCCAUGACUAUCACAGUCAGCUGGGCACAAUGCCCAGUGCACAAUUCAAGGAAGAGAGCCACGUAUUGAGCAUGGGCAUGUCGCGAACUAUGAAUCAAGCUGCAGUCGCGCCGCCGUCGCCUUAUGCAAAUUCGAUGCAAAUGCAGCUUAGCCAAGCAAGUGACAAUAACUCUGAUUACAGUUAUUACCAGCCGAAUGCUGAUUAUGCUAAUCAGCAGCAAGAGCCGCCUAUCCAAAGUGUGUACAGCGCAGACUUUAAGCCGCCCUGCGGCGCUGGCAAUAACUUUAAUCAUUCGCCCAUGACUGAGAUGAGCAUGAGCAUGCCAAGUGGCCUGGAAGGCGCCAGUACGGGCUUCUAUCCCGCCAGCAAUUUCGGCAACAUGGCGGCCGCUGGUCAAGUGUACGAGCUGGAGCAAAAUAGUGCCACGCAAGCUCAGUAUUAUCCGAUGAAUCAGACUUAUCAAGGCAAUGAUUUGGUUUAUUCCCAACAACAUGCCUAAGCUUAGAAUAUAACAAAUAUUUAAAAAUAUGUUUAGAUUGGAACGAUGUGCUUGAAACUAUUAAUUU
Molecule: messenger RNA, 1082 nt
Organism: Drosophila busckii
Lineage: Eukaryota; Metazoa; Arthropoda; Insecta; Diptera; Drosophilidae
Product: maker776
Exons: 2
Coding region: 110-1015 (301 amino acids)
Source: RefSeq, a predicted model, not a curated record